GUUCCCACGCGCGAAUUCGCUCUUAACAAAACAACUCAACCAACAAUAAUAUUUUUCAUAUUUUUUGAAUUUAAAAACAUAAUAAAAAGUGAAAAAUCUCUGAAAGCAACUUCAUUUAAACAAAUGGAACAGCAAGAAACCGAAAGCGAUGCCGAAAGCGUACUCGAUGAGAAUGUGUUUUAUUUCGAAAGUGACCACUUGGCACUGCGUGGAAACCGAGACUACACAAAUAUGUUGAGGACCAUUGCUAUUCUGGAGGCACAGCGGGUGCGAGUACAUCAGCAAAUGGAAGAACUAGCCUUAGCUAAAAAGCGUUAUAUGGAUGAUCCCGAGUUGUUUUUGAAAAAGAUACAAAGCGGGGAACCCAUAGUGGCAGCGGAACACUUGACCAUUGCCACGCUACCAGAAAUUGGAAAAUAUGAUGACAUGCCGCAGGAAGAUGUAAAAAUCAAAGAGGAACCCAAAGCAGAUGUAUGUGAAACGAUAAAAUCCGAGUUCCCCAUUGUGCGUGGCCGGGUUAUGGAUGAAACAAAACCGGAAACAUACAAUCAACUAUGGACCGUCGAGGAACAGAAACGUCUUGAAGAAUUACUCAUCGAAUAUCCGGAGGAACGUGUCGAAAUGCAUCGCUUUACCAAAAUUGCCAAGGCAUUGGGCAAUCGUACUCCCCAACAGGUGUCAAGUAGAGUUCAAAAAUAUUUCCAAAAACUGCAUAGUGCUGGUAUGCCCAUACCAGGCAGGAUACCCAAAAAUCGUCGUAUGGGUCACACCAAAUCAAAACACUACUAUCGGCCAUCGACGUUUUUCCCCUCGCACAAUGUUCCCGUUCAUAUGUCGGAAGAUGAUUUUUUGUUUAGCGAUUUAAAUUCCCCAUCACCUAGUAUGACGUCACAAGAAAGAACUAUGCAUUUGGAUUCCAACGAAAUUGGCAAUGAAGUAAAGAAAGAGCCCUUGACACCCGAAAUGCGACAACAAAGAAUAAACAUGUUGGAAACAAUAAAGCAGGAGAAAUUAGCCACACCCGAGGGUUACAGUCCCGAUCCAUUGUCGGCGAAGUGUGAAAAUUGUGAAACAUCCGCCGUUGCCCGUUCCGGUUGGCGUUGUAAUACCUGCUAUUGUCCGUUGAAUUUGUGCAACGAUUGUCUGAUCCAACAACUUGUCGAACAUCAAUUUGAACAUUAUUUACACGAUGUGGUGGCCGAGACAAAAGUAUGAUUUAAGUUUUAUUUAAGUAGAUAAUAUAUAAGUUAUAAGUCUAUUUUUAAAUAGUUAAUACAAAUUACAAGGAAUUUCAAGAUUCAAGAAUUGGAAUUACAACGAAAUUGAAAAUAUCAAGAAAAUGUAGGAAAUGUAGGAAAUUAAUCCUACAUGCAAGUGACAAGACUCAGGAAAAUUAAGUGAAGAUACCUCAAGAUUCUAUCAUUUAUUACAUAAUCAAGAACCGAUAUAAAACAAAACAAGUCAAGAUUCAAAAACUGUUGAAGAUUCAA
This is a messenger RNA of Musca domestica (house fly), 1490 nucleotides long. It is a transcript of the gene Atac1, whose product is annotated as ZZ-type zinc finger-containing protein 3. The transcript is spliced from 2 exons. The record is from RefSeq and is a predicted model, not a curated record. The coding region runs from base 124 to 1215 and encodes 363 amino acids. Lineage: Eukaryota; Metazoa; Arthropoda; Insecta; Diptera; Muscidae.